AUGACUGAUAUAUAUAUAUACUAGUUCCCUGUCUAUGUAUUAUUAACUCCCACUGCUGACACGAGUUCACAUUUUCUAAUUUCUAUUCUCACACAGGUUGCAGCUGGAGUACUGGAGGAUCACCAUGGAUUUCAAUUUCACUACCAAGGAGCAAAAGAAAGCUGUGGACCAAUCCAUGUUACUGUGCUGCAAGUUCUUCAUCUCUGAAUCGCGCAACAUUGCCACACUUGAUGCAAUUGAACGAGCUGCGAGGUUGAACCCGGAAGCAGUACUUGUGAACAAGUUUCCUGAUCGAGCUUACAACAGGGUAAGGUACACCCUUGUGUCAUAUGUUCUGCAUGACUGCACUGGAAAUGCCAUAUACAGUCCCUUGCAACAAACUGUGGUGGCCAUGGCUGAGGUUGCGUUCAACGCCAUCAACCUUGAAUUGCAUGACGGGGCUCACCCCCGCUUAGGCACGGUGGAUGACAUUGUUUUCCAUCCACUUGCUCGCGCAUCGCUGGAUGAGGCAGCGUGGCUGGCCAAAGCUGUUGCAGCAGACAUUGGCAACCGAUUCAGUGUGCCUGUAUUUCUGUAUGCUGCAGCACACCCAACUGGGAAGGAACUUGACACCAUAAGGCGAGAGCUUGGAUACUACCGGCCAAAUUUCAUGGGAAACCAAUGGGGAGGAUGGACUAUGCCAGAGAGCCUAUCACAGCUGCCUGAUGAAGGACCCAUUACUGUUUCAAGAGCUAAAGGCAUCACAAUGAUCGGAGCACGCCCUUGGGUCACCCUCUACAACAUACCAAUCAUGUCCACUGAUGUAUCAGCAGCACGUCGGAUUGCGAGGAAGGUCAGCGCUCGUGGCGGCGGGCUUCCCAAGGUGCAAACACUAGGUCUUGUUCACGGUGAGGAUUCAACCGAAAUAGCGUGCAUGCUGUUGGAGCGUAACCAGAUUGGAGCUGACACGGUUCAGAACCGGGUUGAGAUGCUGGCGGCACAGGAAGGGUUGGACGUAGAAAAAGGAUAUUUCACUGACUUUUCUCCAGAAAUGAUUUUAGAAAAGUACAAGAACCUAGUCUCUGUUAAGAGACCAUGAUUUUAACUUUAGACUUGUGGAUACACAAUAAAAUUACCAAACUCUGAGAUUUUCAUUGGCUUUGCCAUUCAGUAAAUAAGAAAGCUGUGAUUACCUCAA
This is a messenger RNA of Lotus japonicus, 1177 nucleotides long. RefSeq lists its product as uncharacterized. Gene Ontology annotation, molecular function: transferase activity; folic acid binding. Lineage: Eukaryota; Viridiplantae; Streptophyta; Magnoliopsida; Fabales; Fabaceae. The coding region runs from base 125 to 1078 and encodes 317 amino acids. The transcript is spliced from 3 exons. The record is from RefSeq and is a predicted model, not a curated record.